Adineta steineri is the source of this 2149-nucleotide messenger RNA. The record is from the annotation of a GenBank genome assembly. NCBI's taxonomy places the organism in Eukaryota, Metazoa, Rotifera, Eurotatoria, Adinetida, Adinetidae.
GGCAACGGCUCUUUUGCAAAUCAAACUACCUAUCCAAGUGGUCGUGACCUGAAUUAUGUAGCUGUUGGUGAUUUUGAUAAUGACACACGACUGGAUAUCGUUGUUGGUGGUCCAUCUGAUAACACUUUGAGUAUACUUCAUGGAUAUGGCAAUGGUUCUUUUGCAAAGCGAAUUACGUAUUCAACUCUUGAUGAUCCAUAUUCUGUGGCUGUUGGUGAUUUUAACAACGACACUCGACUAGAUGUCGUUGUUGCUAGUCCAGCGGACAACACUGUAAGUGUAUUGCUUCAUUAUAACAAAGGAUCUUUAGGAAACGAAAUAACAUUUGCAUCUGGUGGUGGUUCUAGUCUACGUUAUGUUGCUGUCGAUGAUUUCAACAAUGAUACGAUCUUAGAUCUUGUCGUCGUUAAUUAUGGUACUAAUGAUAUAGGUGUACUUCUUGCAAAUGGCAAUGGAUCAUUUUUAGAGCAGAAAACGUUUCCAACAGGCUCAAACCCAUAUUCACUCGCCAUAGGUGAUUUCAAUAAGGAUGGCCAACACGAUUUUGCUGUAGCUAAUUAUGGUAGUAAAAAUAUUGAUAUGUUUAUUGGAAAUGGAAAGGGAACAUUUACACGACAAUUAACUGAUAGAUCUAGCUUGAUUUUCGCUCCCGUAAUUGUUACUACUGGUGAUUUCAACAAUGAUGAACAAUCAGAAAUUCUUGUUGCAUAUGAUAAUACUGAUAAUAUAGAUAUAUUUGUUACAUUUGAUACUGGUGCUUUUAGAAACCAACUUACAUAUUCAACUGACUCUGAGCCAUAUUCUGUAGCAGUUGAUGAUUUCAACAAUGACACUCGACUGGAUAUCGUCGUUACUAAUUUUCAUAGCAACACUAUAAGUGUACUUCUCGGAUAUGGUAAUAGUUCUUUUGCAAAUCAUAAUACAUAUUCAACUGGCUCUCAGCCACGGUCUUUAGCUGUUGGUGAUUUUGAUAAUGACACUCGACUGGAUAUCGUCGUUGCUAAUACUAAUAACAAUACUGUAAGUGUACUUCUCGGAUAUGGUAAUGGUUCUUUUGCAAAUCAUAAUACAUAUUCAACUGGCUCUCAGCCAUAUUCCGUAGCUGUUGGUGAUUUUGAUAAUGACACUCGACUCGAUAUCGUCGUUACUAAUUGGGGUGACAACACUGUAAGUGUACUUCUCGGAUAUGGUGAUGGUUCGUUUACAAAUCAUAAUACAUAUUCAACUGGCUCUCAGCCAUGGUCUUUAGCUGUUGGUGAUUUCAACAAUGACACUCGACUGGAUAUCGUCGUUGCUAAUGAGAAUGACAACACUGUAAGUGUACUUCUCGGAUAUGGUAAUGGUUCUUUUGCAAAUCAAACUAAAUAUUUAACUGGUAGUUUUCCAUUUUUUGUAACUGUUGGUGAUUUCAAUAAUGAUACUCGAGUGGAUAUCGUCGUUGCUAAUUGGGGUGACAGCACUGUAAGUAUACUUCUCGGAUAUGGUGAUGGUUCGUUUGCAAAGCAAUCUACAUAUCCAGCUGGCCUUACACCAUCUUCUGUAGCAGUUGGUGAUUUCAACAAUGACACUCGACAGGAUAUCGUUGUUUCCAAUAAUGGUGACAGAACUGUAAGUGUACUUCUCGGAUAUGGCGAUGGUUCGUUUGCAAGUCAAACUACAUAUUCAACUGGCUCUGAGCCAUGGUCUUUAGCUGUUGGUGAUUUAGACAAUGACAAUCGACCGGAUAUCGUCGUCACAAAUUCGGUUGACAACACUGUAAGUAUAUUUCUUGGUUAUUUAAAUAAGGGUUUUCAAUACCAAACGACACUGAUAACUGAUAACGGGUCUGUUCCGCGUUCAUUCGUCGUUGGUGAUUUCAAUAAUGACACUAGACUCGAUAUCGCCGUUGCUAAUUUUGGGGACAACACUGCAAGUGUACUUCUCGGAUAUGGUGAUGGUUCUUUUGCAAAUCAAACUACAUAUUCAGCUGGUUUUUUACCACAAUCUGUAGCUGUAGGUGAUUUCAACAAUGACACUAGACUCGAUAUCGCCGUUGCUAAUUUUGGGGACAACACUGCAAGUGUACUUCUCGGAUAUGGUAAUGGUUCUUUUGCAAAUCAAAAUAUAUAUUCAACUGGCACUUAUCCAACUUCUGUAGCUGUCGGUGAUU